Molecule: messenger RNA, 1519 nt
Organism: Mercurialis annua (annual mercury)
Lineage: Eukaryota; Viridiplantae; Streptophyta; Magnoliopsida; Malpighiales; Euphorbiaceae
Exons: 7
Coding region: 434-1201 (255 amino acids)
Cellular component (GO): nucleus
Source: RefSeq, a predicted model, not a curated record
UAGUUUCUUGCUAGUGUUCCUUAGUUUUAAAAUUUCUCUGGUUUUUUAUAUGGGCUUUUACUCUGAAUAUUUAGGAAACAGUCUUAAUCUUCUAUAGGGGGUCACAAAACAGACUAAUAGGUGUUUCUUCAUGGGUGUUGGGUAGAUGUUAUGAUUAAGUGUCUAGGUUUUCUUUUUGAUGCAAUUGUAUAUCUACUUUUUAUCUCUUCCUCCUCUCUUGUGAAGGAUUCAACAUGUUGUUCAAACAAGCAACAUUAUUUAGCUGCUAAGGGAUACCAUGGAGAUUUGUUUUCAUUUCAGGGUUGAAAAGGUGUGCUAUAAAUUGUGAUGGCCAGCCUGCCUCUCUUCCUGACCUGAUUUGAGAUGUUCACACUGAGAUUCUAAGUUCAUAUUUUAUGAAGAUUGCCAAUUUUUAUGUUAAAGACUGUGUUUUAUGUUAUGGUUGCCUAACAUUAUCAAAUUGCAGGUCAUUGUUCUGACGGAGGAACUUCUUGCAACUGCGAAGCAGAAUGAGACUCCUGGAUCAGAUAUUGGGACAAAAUCUAGUGCAUCCCCCAUUUUGCCUGAACACAAUGAAUCAACAAGCAUCUCUGAUCAAUAUGAUAGGUUUCCUAUUGGUACAAAAGUUCAAGCUGUAUAUAGUGAAGAUGGGGAAUGGUAUGAUGCAACAAUUGAGGAUCAUACUCCAAUUGGCUAUUUUGUUUCUUAUGAUGAAUGGGGCAAUAGAGAAGAGGUGGAUCCUGCCAAUGUAAGACCGGCUGAAGUUAAUGCUUUACUGGAAGCAGAAAAAGUUGCUGAGGCUACAAAACAAGCCAUCAAAAGGAAAAUUGAACAAGCUGCUUCUGUCGACUUUCAGUCGCGAAGUAUGCCAGCAAAGCUUCGUAUAAAUUCAGAUGACCCAGAGGAUGUGAAAGCUGCCAAGCGCAAGAAGAUACAUUCUUUUAAAUCGAAGAUGCGUUUUGAGCAGCUUGAAGUUGUACAGAAUAAGCGGCAGAAUGCAUGGCAGCAGUUCCAGACUGCUAAAGGCAGCUCUAAAAAGAUUGGCUUCUUCUCAGGGCGCAAACGAGAGAGUAUUUUUAAGUCUCCUGAUGAUCCCAACGGUAAGGUUGGUGUGACUGGAAGUGGGAAGGGGUUGACAGAGUUCCAAAGGAGGGAGAAGCACUUACGCCUUAAAAAUGGAGCUGCGGAAAGUGACGAUUAGACUGAUAAAUCUUUGUUUUUAGUGUAAUUUUGCUUCUUUGCCAGUUGAUACAGUAGUAGUAUGGGCCCUGGUUGUUACAACUCUGGUCGAUAUGUUGUAACGUCGGUGGCGGAGGAGUCUUAUCAGUGAUAUUUAGUGCAUAGCAUGUCUUUGUUAACACAGUAAGUGACCAAGUGUUUAGAUAUCACUGAUCGUGUUAGGCGUAAAGAUGUUUUUAUGUAUGCGUUUUUGCUUCUUUGUAGACAUUUUAUUGUCGACGUGAUUCACUAGCUUGUACCAAAGGUCUUGAAAAGAAAGAAGCACAUAAACUUUGAGAUA